Pteronotus mesoamericanus is the source of this 1609-nucleotide messenger RNA. It is a transcript of the gene RAD51D, whose product is annotated as RAD51 paralog D. Gene Ontology annotation, molecular function: ATP hydrolysis activity; four-way junction DNA binding; ATP binding. The record is from RefSeq and is a predicted model, not a curated record. Gene Ontology annotation, biological process: reciprocal meiotic recombination; DNA strand invasion; telomere maintenance. NCBI's taxonomy places the organism in Eukaryota, Metazoa, Chordata, Mammalia, Chiroptera, Mormoopidae. Bases 170 to 1180 code for a protein of 336 amino acids. The transcript is spliced from 10 exons. Gene Ontology annotation, cellular component: Rad51B-Rad51C-Rad51D-XRCC2 complex; replication fork; centrosome.
GCCGGAAGCGGCGGCCGGGCCGGGACUGGCAGGGCCUGGGCGCCGGAGACCCGGCGUGGGGCCGCACCCUGCGCGCCGCUUGCCCCCGCCCCAGAAAGGGGCGCCCAGGGGCGUCUGGAGAGGGCGCUGCGGAAGUCCGCGGGACUGGUAGCCCGGGUCUCCAGGGAACAUGGGCGUGCUCAGGGCCGGCCUUUGCCCAGGCCUUACCCAGGACAUGGUCCAGAUUCUGAGGAGCCACGGAAUCAAAACAGUGGUGGAUCUGGUUUCAGCAAACCUGGAAGAGGUAGCCCAGAAAUGUGGCUUGUCUUACAAGGCCCUGGUUGCCCUGAGGCGGGUGCUGCUGGCUCAGUUCUCCGCUUUCCCCUUCAAUGGCGCUGAUCUCUACGAGGAACUGAAGACCUCCACUGCCAUCUUGUCUACAGGCAUUGGAAGCUUAGACAAACUGCUUGAUGCUGGUCUCUAUACCGGAGAAGUGACUGAAAUCGGAGGAGUCCCAGGGAGUGGCAAAACCCAGCUAUGUCUCUGUGUGGCUGCGAAUGUGGCCUAUGGCCUGCAGCAGAACGUCCUAUACAUUGAUUCCAACGGGGGACUGACAGCUUCCCGCAUCCUCCAGCUACUUCAGGCGAGAACCCCAGAUGAGGAAGAGCAGGCAGGCGCUCUCCAGAGGAUCCAGGUGCUGCGCGCCUUUGACAUCUUCCAGAUGCUGGAUGUGCUGCAGGACCUCCGAGGGGCUGCGGCCCAGCCGGUGAGCGAUUCUUCAGGGACUGUGAAGGUGGUCAUUGUGGACUCUGUCACCGCUGUGGUCUCCCCACUUCUGGGAGGCCAACAGAGGGAAGCCUCCUGCGCUUCUCCUCCUCCAGGCUUGGCCUUGAUGAUGCAGCUGGCCCAAGAGCUGAAGACCCUGGCCCGGGACCUCGGCGUGGCAGUGGUGGUGACCAACCACAUGACCCGAGACAGGGACAGUGGGAGGCUCAAACCUGCCCUGGGCCGCUCCUGGAGCUUUGUGCCCAGCACCCGAAUUGCCCUGGCCAUCGGUGAAGGGGCAGGUGCGCCAGGCAGUCAGCGCACAGUGUGUCUGACCAAAUCUCCCCGUCUGCCAACAGGUUGCCAGGAGACGGUAGACCUUGGGACGUGGGGGACUCUGGAGCAGAGCCCAGCAUUACAGGGAGAUCAACCGUGAUGAUGCUGUUGACUGGGAAGGAGAGAGACGUCCAGGCCCCAGCUCUCCUGUGCAGGAGCACCUUCUGUCCACGGCACUUGGGCCUGCAGGGGGAGCUCUUGGGCUGGGCAGAAGAGGCAUCUCAGUUUCUUCGGCUUUUCUGCCUGUGGAAACAUAAAGAGCUUCUGGCGAGAGAGGAUGCGGUGGUGGGAGGACCCAGAAAUUCACGCUGGAGCCAAGUUUUCUUCCCUUGUUUCUACCACGUAUGCUUUUAGUGGGAGCCGAGUUCACCCUGGCUUGGGGCAUCCCUGAAGCAGCACACUAGUGACCGGAUAGACACCCUGUGCGUCACCGCCGUAUCUGCCCCCCAUCCUAACAUGGGGACUGAACCUUGAAGCUGUCUGCUUUGCGCUCUUUUUUUUUUUUUUUUUUGCCUGUGUAAAAUGGGGC